GACCACAGGGGCCCGGGCGCGAUUCCCGGAGUGGCCCCCCCCCCACUCCCUGCAGGUGAAGUUUCCACGCGUCCCGGGGGGCCCAGCGGCAGCUGUCUGAAGACCCCCACUCGUGGGAGGCAGGAGACAAAAGGCGAGGUUCCGGAUGGGGGCAGGAGAGGAGGGGAGAACGUUAAGCCAGUAAAAACCCCUUUUACAUGUGCGGCUGUGAAACUUUUAUAUAGAGAUUUCUCAACACAAGACAUGAAUAGUAACCGUGCUUUCUUUUCAGUAACUGCCAAAGCCUCAGCCCCCGUGACGCCCUCUGCAAGCUGGGCGAUCCCCGGGCGCCCCGCCCUGGGCAGGAGGCCCCCGGGGAAGGAGGUCGGUGUCCAGGCCGGCCUGGGACUCCGGCAGCUGCUUCAGAGGGUGCCAUCCGGGGUCUGCCCACCCGUCUCUCCCCGCUCACCCCUCCCUCUCAUCCCACGAAUCAGACGACUUCCUUAGCGGUUCUGGGAGGUCGGCUCACUGUUAAAAGCGAGCAAGCUGUAGUGUCUGCUUCCGUUCCUACACCCGCUGGCAUUUUGAGCCCUCGAUGUCACAGGCUGGCUCUGUGCCCCGGCAGCCCGUCACACAGCUUUUUGACCUUGAAUAACUUGAAGUGGCUCCCUGGGUGUGCUUUGUCUCCAUCUUCUCCACAUCCACCUCCUGGUUGAAUGCCUGCUCCUUUCUACUGGUUGUCACCUUGGACUGGAAGUCUGUCCUCUCCUACCACAGUGCAGUUGAGCAAAAGAGCUGGAGAUCCGCGAAAUCUGGCAUCGUGUCCACGGCUUCCCACACACACUGUGGACGAGGACCCCGACCCCAGAGCUGCAGCCCGGGGUUGCCGCUGGGAUGGACCCCCCGGCACCGCCCGUCCCCCGCGCUGUCACUUCUGUUCGUGUUUGUUCUUGCCUCGCGCUGUGACAGACUGGGGCUCAAGGCCGCCCGAUGGGGGACUUCCCAGAGACUGGGAGAGGCUCUCUGUCAUCAGCCCGUGGCAGGCGGGACCAGCUCAUUUCCUGCCCGGGUUCUGAUUCCGCUGCCCGGCUCACGGCGUCUCCUGCUCGUCAGAGGGGGACAAUGAGGCCGAGGGUCACCCCCUUCCCUCGGGAUCCGGUCCACGUCGUCCGAGUCCGUGAGGGCCUCGUUUUUGCGGCCCACACACACGUCCCGGUAGAAUGCCCGCGCGGCACGACCGCCCCGGCUGGCGUGGAGCACAAGAGGGGCACUGCCAGAUGCACGCCCGCCCGCGGUUACGGCGUAAACAGGGAACCACCGAGACGCAGGAAAGCAAGACCCGGGUUUGUCCUUCACUCUGCCGGAAGGCACAAGCCUCCGACCCGUCUCGGAAAAGGCUACGCACCAGCCGUCUCAGCGAGCAAGGCGGACGGCCGGCGCUCUGGGGCGCCGGGAGGAGAGCCACGCUGACACGCGGCCUCAGGCACACGGGGCUGAUUCCUCCCGGACAGAGGUCCCGAGGGGUAAUGAGGUCGUUGGCUUGGGGAUCUGGGGGGCCCCCAAAUGUCCCUUCCUUCCUUGUUCCACCGCCCCGGAGGGACUCUGGGGCGAGCUCCAUCAGGUUGGAGCCUUGUCGCUCCGUCUGUUCCUCCGUCCUCUGUCCGUGGCGGGCCUCACUAAUCGGUCUCUGCACUCAGUGCCUCUGAGCCCAGACUCUUCCCCGCCAUGCUUUGCGAGGUCGUGCGCCAAGCAGGCCCCUUCAUUGAACAGGUGGUGAGCGGUCGUGCGUGCCUCCUUGGCUUGGAGUGUAUUCUCUGCAGAGGUGUUCACGUCACGUUCUUUCACAAGAGCACCUGGGCCCCUGCCGUGGGGAAGGCACUGGGCUUGGCACCCCGGGAACCUGACCACAACCAGACAUCGUCCUGAUGGUGGAGGAGCGAGUGGUCGGGAGGGAGGGCGUCCGCCGUGCUCGGCAUAUAAUGGGGGAUGUGAGAACAGGAAGGUAAGACUCAUAAGCUCUGCCGAGAGGAAAAAGGACACCUCUGCAACGAGGCCGUGUCAACUGGGUUUUGAGGGAUGAAUAGGAGUUCAUCAGGUGGAGGCUGUAACAUCUUUAGAGGCUCCGGCCCAAGCGGGAUAGGGAGUUCGGGGUUCCACAGGUGCUGCAGGGUGGCUGGAGGGCAGGUGUGUCUACAGGGGUGAGUAAGAGAGAGGAGAUGUGAGAGGCAGGCAGAGUACUGAAAACCGAGGUUUUGUGGGUGAUGGCAAAUCACUUUAAGUUUCUAAACAGGAAGUGACACAGUCCUAUUUCUGUGUAGAAAUGUUAAAUUCAGUAGAGGCCUUGGGGCUCUUCCAGGGCCAUGCGUUCAUAUGGAAUCUCAGAGACGCAGAGAGAGGGUGUGACGCAGAAUCAGACUCCUCCCCUCCAGCUGCAGGGACGUCCCAGCAGAAUCAGACUCCUCCCCGGGCCUCCGCGGCCAGGCUCAGGGCCUCGGCUGUGCUCAGAUCCCACACCUGGUCACAGGCCCGCCCUGCAGACGCUUCGGCCUCCAGAGACGGUCGGGAAGGUGCCGCCCGCAGGGGACUCCCCGCCAGUGCAUUUGGUGGGUGGCCCGCUAAGGCCCCUCUGUCCCCACACGUGGUCCCUUAUAGUUCCGGCGCCUCUAGGUGUCAGGGUUCCUUCAGGGGCAGAGAAAACAACAGGCGCCCUACAGACAGACAAGUGGACGCACAGCCUCACAACUCUCCCUUCCCUCUGCCGCCCUCCCUCCCCACCCCUGCUCCCUGGGAGGCGGGCCUUCUCCGGGCUGGAGACUGAGGCAGCGAGCAGGUGUGAGGUCUCAUUUCACAGCUUUGCGACCCGAGAGGGAAGUCCCCAGAGAUCUCGGCAGGCCGGUCAUCGGGCCCCAGGGGCCGGGAAGUGGGUGCCAGACGGACCUGAGCGGACAAUUGUCAGAGGGCGGGCGGAGUGCGGGAGUCUCUUGUCGUGUGUGCUAAAGGUGAGCCCCUCGAGGGGCUGUGAGGGAACCACAGGGCUAUGGGCUUUUACAGCGAGUCCACAGGCUUCCCCAACACGGCCUCCUUACGCUUGCCUUCCCCUAGCGUGGGGGUGGGGGAGGGAGAGAACAGAAAGACCUUUCCUUUAUUUUAUUUUAUUUUAUUUUACUUUUUCUCCAAUUUGUAAAAUCACGCCCUCUGAGAGCACAGUGCCUCCGGGCUCGAGUACAAAAUUUGAAAACAUUCAAUUAAAAACCUGGGAGCAGCCUUCGGGGGGCUGGGGUUAGCGCGGCCCAGCAGAGGCCGUCCGGGGCGUGCCGAGACCAGAGCAGGAGGAGCCGGGGGGCCUGCCUGGCCGGGUUCCAGGCCCUGGGCCCCGUCUGCAGGUGCGGCGGGCAGGGCCGCGAGGCUCAGGCUGGCGAGACGGCCGCGCCGGGUCGGCGUUAAUUGGAGGCUGGGGACGGCCGGGCCUGCACAGUCACGUCUCACGAGCAGACAGGCAGGUUUGCCGUGAGUGGGGGUGACGGUUCCAGGCGUGUCCCCCGUCCAGCGGGGCCUCUGUGCAGCCUCCUGGCUUGGGUGUCUCAGUUCCUUAUCAGAGACGUCUCUCUCAAAACUGAGGGUCCCCCUUCAUUCUGGGCCGGUCCUUGUCAUGGGUCCUCCGUGUCCCCCCAGGUUCAUGUUGAGUUCUUAUCUUUAACCUGACCUUAUCUGGAAAUGAGAUUCAUUAAGAGGAGGUCACUGGGAGGGCCCACAUCCCCUACCACUGGGAUCCUCAUAAAAAGUGGAAAUUUGGGCACGAAGACACAUACAGGGAGAAGUUUUUAGGUGAGCGGUGCCCCCCCCCACCUCGCCCCACAGAAUUCAGGGAGCGCCAUGAGGGUCACCAGCCUCUGUGGCGGCUUUUCCAAGCACAUCGAGAGCCCUGGAACUCAAUACUUGAGGGCCGUGUGGUGGGUCACCGUUCGUGAGAGCAGAUGCUUAGCUGGGGACACGGGGGAGAGAAACGUGUCCUUUCAGCCUUGGCAGGUACACUUCGGUGGGUCCAGGUGUGCAGUCUGAGCCGCUAGAAUAAAUCUUCCUGUAGGAAGGUG
This is a messenger RNA of Felis catus (domestic cat), 4070 nucleotides long. RefSeq lists its product as uncharacterized. The coding region runs from base 2340 to 3263 and encodes 307 amino acids. Lineage: Eukaryota; Metazoa; Chordata; Mammalia; Carnivora; Felidae. The record is from RefSeq and is a predicted model, not a curated record. The transcript is spliced from 4 exons.